This is a messenger RNA of Cantharellus anzutake, 1019 nucleotides long. RefSeq lists its product as uncharacterized. Bases 261 to 857 code for a protein of 198 amino acids. The transcript is spliced from 5 exons. The record is from RefSeq and is a predicted model, not a curated record. NCBI's taxonomy places the organism in Eukaryota, Fungi, Basidiomycota, Agaricomycetes, Cantharellales, Hydnaceae.
UGCUGGUUUUUAUUCCCUGACGCGAACGUUCUCUAUGGUCUAUCUGCCAGCUGGCGCUUCAACUCUGAUGACCGAGUUCCUACACAUCCUGCUCGGAUCAAGGCUCGCCUAGAAACUUUUGCCUCGUGGCCUCACGAUAAAAAGAAGGGCCAUAAUUGCACCUCAGAAGCGCUUGCACAGGCCGGAUUCGUCCAUGUCCCAGACGUGGGUGAUGGGGAGGACAUGGUAGUCUGUGACUAUUGCAAUCGUUCAUUAAAUGGAUGGGGCCAGAUGAUAUCCCGAUUGAAGAACACCGACGGAACAAUACAACAAUGUGCCCUUUUCUCGAGGCGUAUGAUCGCGAGCAGAUUCUGUUGGGGGGGACUGGGGAUAAACACAAGUCAACGAAGCAUAAAAGGACGGCGUCUAAAUCUGUUAGGAAACGUGCCUCUGCUUCCGCUUCCGACUCCGAGAAUGCACCAGAUGCUGUAUCGUACUCAAAGGCAAAGUCUCGGCGGCGUCAACCUUCUGCCCAACCAAUCUCUGCUUCCUCGCCAUCUGAGGUUGCUUUCGAAGGCGAUCUUCAGGAAAAACCGAAGCGGAAGCCGAAGAAAACGAUAUCUAAAACCAAGACUAGCAAGACACGAGAGCAAUUGACGACUGGAUCGGAAAAUGCAGUGAGCGAAGAGGAGAACCCGGUUUCACAAGCCAGAACUCGUUCCAAAAGGGGUAAAGGAAGAACUACCAAAUUUCAAUCCUCAAAUUCACAGGAUAGUUUAAAUUUACUAUCUUCGAAUGUCGAGUCGCAAGCCGUCACAGGCCAAGCCUUCUCUUGCUACACAUUCCCGAAUCGCAAGCCCGAGUCGAAAUCCAAUUAAUAUUGGAUCUCAUUCACUAGAUGAUAAGUCCCCUUCUGGAGAUGACACCCCGGUCAAACGGCCACUUCGAUCAACACGAAGUGCAAAGCAAGCGCGGGAUUCGAAUGCCAGGCGCCUCGCUCUGGGCCAGACGAAAUUUUGCCAUCUGAAGCAAGCCGCAGG